Messenger RNA from Schistocerca piceifrons (Central American locust), 1626 nucleotides. RefSeq names its product piggyBac transposable element-derived protein 4-like. NCBI's taxonomy places the organism in Eukaryota, Metazoa, Arthropoda, Insecta, Orthoptera, Acrididae. The coding region runs from base 1 to 1626 and encodes 541 amino acids. The transcript is spliced from 3 exons. The record is from RefSeq and is a predicted model, not a curated record.
AUGUUUCGGCGCGGUUUAUCAGACGCAGAAAUUGCGGAUUUGAUCAAUCAUAGCGACACUCUGGAUAAUGUAGAGAGUGAUUCAGACGAUUCUGAAUGCAAUGGUGUGUUUGAAGAAGACGAGAUUGAUGACAGUUUGUCUUCAGAUGAAGACGAGAAUGAUGUUGAAGGUGUUGCUUCAAAUCCAGCAGCUGUGCCGUAUCCGAAAGACAGUGAGUGGACUGCAGUUGACACCUACCGACCUCUGCCUGUCAACACGACACCCAGGCAGAUACUAGUGGAUAUUGAUGAGUCGAGUUCUGUACUGGAUUGCAGUAAAGUGUUCCUUACUGACAGUGACGUAAAUGAACUCAAGAGACAGACAAAUUUGUAUGCAUCACAGACAAUACAGAAGAAAAGAAGAGGAAAUAAUCUGAAGCCCCAUUCAGUUUUGAGUUCGUGGAAGCCAGUGACUAUAAGUGAGAUGAGGCGUUUCUUGGGUAUUAUUUUCCACAUGUGUGUUUCGAAAAAGCCCAAAAUUGCGGACCAUUGGAGCACUAAUCCUGUUCUUAGUUGUAACUUUUGUCCCCAUGUCAUGAGCCGUUUGCGUUUCACUCAGAUACUGUCAUGCUUGCAUCUUGUUGACAAUUCAAAUCAGAAAAAACCAGGCGAAGAUGGAUUUCAUCCACUUUACAAAGUUUUGCCAUAUUAUAAUAAUUUGAAGGAGCGAUGUAUCCAGGCAUAUCGUCCCUCAGAAAAAGUGACAAUUGAUGAAGGAAUUUGCCCAUUUCGAGGUCGUGUGAGUUUCCAUGUUUACAUGCAAAAUAAGCCUCAUAAGUAUGGACUGAAAGUAUAUGCUGUUGCUGAAGCCAGUAGUGGCUAUGUUGUAAAUUUUGAAGUUUAUGCUGGUAAGCAUAUUGUUGACAAUUCUUCGUCUGCGGUUAUUUUGCGAUUGUUGUCUGACAGCAGCUUGCUGAACAAAGGCCACACUGUGUAUUUAGAUCGAUUUUAUUCCAGUCCAGAGCUAUUUCAGCAACUGGCAGAGAAAGGCACUGGAGCUGUUGGUACUGUGAACAAAUCCAGGAAAGGAUUGCCUAAAGAUUUAGUAUCUGCUACGCUGAAAAAGGGCGAAAUGUCUUUUCGGCGUAAAGAUAAUGUAUUGGCAAUGAAGUGGAAAGAUAAGAGAGAUGUGUAUACAUUGUCUACAAGGCAUCAAGCAACAUUUGGUACGCAUACUAAGAGAAAUGGGUCUGUAGUAUUGAAACCACUUCAGGUACUUGAUUACAACCUCAAUAAAAUUGGAGUGGAUAUUGGAGACCAACGCCUGCAGUACAAUCCGUUCCAGCACAGAACUGUGAAAUGGUGGCGAAAAUUAUAUUUCCAUUUGCUGCUUAUGGGAGUAUCAAAUGCAUUUUGGCUGUACAAUGCAGUGCACAGGAAGAAAAUUACAAUAACAGACUUUAUAACAGUGCUUGCAGUUCAGCUUGUUGAAGACGACACACUUGAAUUCAUUCCAAGAAAUGUAGGAACUACUGUAAGUGGAGCACACUUGUCGCAAGGCUGCCACGUGUCGCAGCCGCUCGGCCCACGUCCAGCUCAGAGCGCGGGGCGCACGCGCCGCCACUCUGCAAUGAUCGUGGCUCGUUGA